This is a messenger RNA of Dermacentor andersoni, 2008 nucleotides long. Its product is annotated as lysosomal alpha-glucosidase-like. Gene Ontology annotation, biological process: carbohydrate metabolic process. The record is from RefSeq and is a predicted model, not a curated record. Lineage: Eukaryota; Metazoa; Arthropoda; Arachnida; Ixodida; Ixodidae. Gene Ontology annotation, molecular function: alpha-1,4-glucosidase activity; carbohydrate binding.
CAAGAACUUGUACAGCAGCCACCCGUUCAUGCUGGUGCACGAGGAAACGGGCGAGAGCUGUGGCAUCUUCCUGCUCAACAGCAAUGCCAUGGACAUCCUGCUCAAGCCGAGUCCCUCGGUGACCUUCCGCACGACGGGCGGCAUUCUGGACGUGUUCGUGUUCCUGGGGCCCACGCCGUCCGAGGUGGUGCAGCAGUACACGGCGCUCGUGGGUCGGCCGGCCAUGCCCCCUUACUGGGCCCUGGGCUUCCACCUGAGCCGCUGGGGCUACGCGAGCAUCGACGAGGUCAAGGAGACCCGGCGUCGAAACCUGCGCGCUGGCAUACCCGUCGAGGCGGUGUGGCUUGACGCCGACUACAUGGAGGCCCUGCGGCCCUUCACCUACGACAAGGUCCGCUUCGCCGGUCUGCCGGAGUUCGCGCAGGACCUGCACAAGCGGGACAUGAAGUUCGUUCUCACGCUGCAUCCGGGCAUCGACGCGAACCUGGAAAGCGGCUCCUACCUUCCCUUCGACGAAGGUCACAAGACGGCCGUGUUUGUGAGGUCGGAAGCCGGCGACUACAACUACGGCAUGGUGGGCAACCGCAGCCGAUUGGUGUUUCCGGAUUUCACGCAUCCGGCAAGCGGCGAGUACUGGACCAAGAUGUUGUCCUACUUCCACGACGUGGUGCCCUUCGACGGACUCUGGCUGGACCUGAACGAGCCGUCGAGCCUGUACAACGGCUCCGAGCGCGGAUGCCCGGCUUCAACGCUGGAGGAACCGCCGUAUCUGCCCGGCGAAGGCAACGAGGCGCUUCGAACCAAGACGCUAUGCAUGACGGGUCGCCACUACCUGUCCAGGCACUACAACUUGCACAACCUGUACGGGCUGACCGAGGCACUGCGCACAUACGACUCCCUGCGUCAGAUUCUCCUGCGGAGACCGUUCAUCAUAUCGCGGUCAACGUUCUCGGGGCAGGGUCGCUACUCGGGUCACUGGAGCGGAGACAUCGAGUCUGACUGGGACGCCAUGCGAUCGUCCAUUCCGUCGAUGCUGACUUUCAACAUACUGGGCAUCCCGCUGACCGGCUCGGACAUCUGCGGCUUCUGGGACAACACCACCAGCGAGCUGUGCAACCGGUGGCAGGCCCUGGGCGCCUUCUAUCCGUUCGCGAGGAACCACAACGCCAAGGGGAACCUCGACCAAGACCCGGCGGCCAUGGGCGGUGCCGUGGCUGCCACGGCAAAGAAGACUCUCAAGAUCCGAUACUGCUUCCUGCCCUACCUGUACACCCUGUUCUACCGCAGUCACGUGUUCGGCGAAACGGUCGCCCGACCUCUGUUCUUCGAGUUCCCCAAGGACGUCAACACGUACGCCGUGGACACGCAGUUCCUCUGGGGCAGCGCCCUGCUCGUCCUCCCCAUCCUGGAGCCGAACGCGACGAGCGUGAAGCCGUACCUGCCCCGUGGCAUCUGGUACGAUGUGAUGCUCGGCCUGCCCUACCACAGCGCCGGCGAAGACUUCCAGAUGUCGCCGCUCAACGACUCUAUCUGCCUGCUCAUUCGCGGAGGUCAUGUGGUGCCAUCGCAGGAACCAGCGCAAACCACUGCCGCCAGCCGGCUGAAGCCGUUCAACUUGCUCGUGGCUCAAAACCAUGACGGGCUGGCGACGGGCGAACUCUACUGGGACGACGGGGAGUACGUCGGUUCCUACGAAAAGGGCGAGUACAGCCUCAUCAAGUUCGUCGCAGUCAAGAACACGGUGUCGAGCAUGUGCGUGCACUGCGGCUACGACAGCAUCAUGCUGCUGAACGCCGUCACAGUGUACGGAGUCACGGACAAGCCACGGGAAGUGCACUUCAACAGGUUGCCCACCAACUUCACCUACAACCCAGCCGGACAGUUCAUGAAGGUGUCGAGCCUGCACUACCAGCUCACCAAGCCAUUCGUGCUGACGUGGAACCGCUGAGAAAGCAUGGCACACCGCACUCCUUGCAUUUUGGCUGGUCGCAAUAAAAGAGCCUGUGUU